This is a messenger RNA of Chenopodium quinoa (quinoa), 1479 nucleotides long. Its product is annotated as uric acid degradation bifunctional protein TTL-like. The transcript has 6 exons. The record is from RefSeq and is a predicted model, not a curated record. Gene Ontology annotation, biological process: purine nucleobase metabolic process. Gene Ontology annotation, molecular function: hydroxyisourate hydrolase activity; carboxy-lyase activity. Lineage: Eukaryota; Viridiplantae; Streptophyta; Magnoliopsida; Caryophyllales; Amaranthaceae. Bases 205 to 1221 code for a protein of 338 amino acids.
GUUUAUUCCAACAUAGUGCAAAAAUUUCUUACGGAGUAUUAUGCAUUUAUGCCUAUGCGAAUUAAAAUCUGAAUCGAUUUUUUUUAAUUAAUUUCGGAUCGUGACAGACUUUGACACCGUGCCGUGUGUAACCAGCUUUUUGCAAUAAAUUAGAAAAAAAAAAAAGUGAAGAGAGAGUGAGAGAAAUAGUAUAGUAUAACAAAAAUGGAGUCAUCAGCAAAAUGGGUAGUGAAUGAAGAUGAACUAUUGGCAUGUUGUGGUAGUACUAAGUUCGCCAAACAUAUGGCGGCUUUAUCCUCUUUUUCCAAUCUUCAUCAUGCUGUUGAAUCUGCUACUAACAUCUGGUUCAAUCAGGUUGAUGUUUAUGGGUGGCUUGAAGCUUUCUCAGCUCAUCCUCAGAUUGGUCAAUCUCCUUCUUCUUCUCAUGUUGGUGAGACUUUUGCCCAGUGGAGCAAGGGAGAGCAGUCAACUGCUAUGAAAUCGGCUACUUCCACUACAUUACAGGAACUGACUGAUUGGAAUGCCCGGUAUAAGCAAAAGUUUGGAUUUGUCUUUCUUAUAUGUGCAUCUGGGAGAAGUACUGCAGAAAUUCUAGCUGAGUUGAAGAGACGCUUCUCAAACAGGCCUGUAGUGGAGCUUGAAAUAGCAGCUCAGGAACAGAUGAAAAUUACAGAACUGCGUCUUGCCAAACUUUUCUCGGCAAAAUCAAGCACUGAUGUGGCUACCGAAUAUCAACCUGCAUCCAUCACCACAAAAGCUAAUGAAGAUCGCCUGAGCAUGAUCAAUUCUCAUCUCAUCUCUGCAUCUGAUUCUUUCGGAGAGAAAAAAACUCAAGCUCCUAAGAGGAACCGGCCACCCAUCACAACCCAUGUCCUCGAUAUGGCAGGUGGUCAUCCCGGGGCAGGGAUUGAAGUACAGUUAGAGGCAUGGAGGGGUCCAGAGCCUCGCCCUUCAUUUCCCGGAUCAGAUCCAAGUGGCUGGACUCUGGUGGGAUCUGGUAAGACAGACAAUGAUGGUAGAAGUAACCCGUUAAUGAACAUUGUUGAUGCAGUAAAUCCUGGUACAUACAGGAUUAGCUUCAACACAGGCAAGUACAACCCCUCAGGGUUUUUCCCUUUUGUCUCUAUAGUGUUUCAGAUCACAGAGUCACAAAAGUUUGAGCAUUUUCACGUGCCACUGCUGUUAGCUCCUUUCGGGUUCUCAACUUAUCGUGGAAGCUAGGAAAUUAAACUUAUGAAAACUGUAAUUGCUGAGGAUUGGAGGGGAAAUUGUUUGUUUUCGUUUUGCUAAUAAUGUAUCCCACUCCGUAAAACCUCAGCACCUCAUUCAGAAAGCAAUUAGCUAGGUCUGAUGUAUACACUAUAUGUAUGGGAUUUUUAAGCGUUUGUUGCAUUUAAGACUGUAAAUUGAUAAGGACAAGAGACACGCAAUAAAUGACUAUCUAGUCAAAGAUUAUACAAGUAGAAGCUAUUAUCAAUC